Messenger RNA from Emiliania huxleyi CCMP1516, 210 nucleotides. RefSeq lists its product as hypothetical. NCBI's taxonomy places the organism in Eukaryota, Haptophyta, Isochrysidales, Noelaerhabdaceae. Bases 1 to 210 code for a protein of 69 amino acids. The record is from RefSeq and is a predicted model, not a curated record. The transcript has 2 exons.
AUGACUUUCCUCAUCAGCGAACCUCCGCCCAGCAAAAACUCAGGACCCGCUGACGGUGACAAUCGUUGCGCCCCGCUCAGCAAAAAAUCAGCAUUAUAUCAGGAGGUGCCAAAGCCGCAGCAUCUCCAUGAGGUGAGCGUCGUGCGUUUUGCCGCCGCGUGCCGCCGCUGCGCCGACUGGCUCCCGCUUGUCUUGUGGAAACACAGCUAA